Messenger RNA from Leptonychotes weddellii (Weddell seal), 2346 nucleotides. The record is from RefSeq and is a predicted model, not a curated record. NCBI's taxonomy places the organism in Eukaryota, Metazoa, Chordata, Mammalia, Carnivora, Phocidae.
UUUCCCCCCUCUCUCUCUAGCCACUGUAGUCUGCAGAUCAAAGCUCUGGCCAAAAUCCAUGCGUUUGUUCAAGACACGACCCUGAGUGAGCCUCGGCAGGCAGAGAUCCGGAAAGAGUGCCUUCGACUUUGGGGGAUCCCAGACCAGGCUCGAGUUGCUCCUUCUUCCUCAGACCCCAAAUCUAAGUUCUUUGAGCUAAUCCAGGGCACUGAGAUUGACAUCUUCAGUUAUAAGCCCACACUGCUCACCUCCAAAACCCUGGAGAAGAUCCGCCCAGUGCUCGACUACCGCUGCAUGGUGUCUGGCAGCGAGCAGAAGUUCCUCAUUGGCCUGGGGAAGUCUCAGAUUUACACAUGGGAUGGCCGCCAGUCAGACCGCUGGGUCAAGCUAGACCUGAAGACAGAGCUACCCCGGGAUACUCUGCUGUCUGUGGAGAUCGUCCAUGAGCUGAAAGGGGAGGGGAAGGCCCAGCGGAAGAUUAGUGCCAUCCACAUCCUCGAUGUCCUCGUGCUGAACGGCAGUGACGUGCGGGAGCAGCACUUUAACCAGCGAAUUCAGCUUGCUGAGAAAUUUGUGAAAGCUGUUUCCAAGCCCAGUCGGCCUGACAUGAAUCCCAUCAGGGUGAAGGAGGUGUACAGGCUGGAGGAGAUGGAGAAGAUUUUUGUUAGGUUGGAAAUGAAGAUCAUCAAGGGCUCCAGUGGCACUCCGAAGCUCAGCUACACAGGGCGGGAUGACCGGCACUUUGUGCCCACGGGCCUCUACAUCGUCAGGACGGUGAAUGAGCCGUGGACUAUGGGAUUCAGCAAAAGCUUCAAGAGGAAGUUCUUCUACAACAAGAAAACCAAGAUCUCUACCUUUGACCUCCCUGCAGACUCCAUUGCCCCAUUUCACAUCUGCUACUAUGGCAGGCUCUUCUGGGAGUGGGGGGAUGGCAUCCGUGUGCAUGACUCCCAGAAGCCCCAGGACCCAGACAAGCUGUCCAAGGAAGAUGUCCUCUCGUUCAUCCAGACACACAGCGCCUGAGGGCGUGGGGAUGCCCACCCCUGCCGAAUGACCUGUCGUUCUCUGAGUCAGGGCGCUCUGCCUGGGGCUCACAGUACUGGUUUUUUCCCCUUCAAGGAGAGGGACUGGGGAGCGCAGUCACUGCAGCCUGGCCAUAAGGGGUGGGUGGUCUCUCCCUUCUCCCUGAAGAACUCAGUCAGGGGCCUUCAGAGGACUCUCACGUUCCUUCUGGGACACCUUUUGAACUUCCCUCCCCGGAGACCUGCCUGCCAGGGCUCAGCCUGAGGAUGUUGCUCCUACAGCGGUUUGAGGUCAGGGCCCAGGGAGCGUGCGGCCAGUGGAGGACGUGUCAGAGAACAGCAGGGCCUUGGCUCUGCCCUUCUCUCUUGUAUCCUGUAGACUCACUUUUCUGAGUUCCGUGCACUGCCCCGAGGGCGGCCAUGCUCCUGCGCUGCCCAGCUUUUUAUUGGGCCGACCCUAAGUGGGUGUAGGCCAGGGGCAGCUGCUGUACAAAUCAAGGUUUUGUUUCUUUGAACUUGCUCUGUUUUGAUGUCAAGUUGGAGAAGAUUUUGUCUGCUGCCCUGACCCCUGUCCUGGUCUUCCCUGGAGUUCUUCUCAGCCGGACCUCUGACAGUCCCGCAGGCCGGGAAGGGAGGCAUGUGGGCCACACAUCCCUGACACUGCAUCAUGACACAGGUAGUGUCUUGGCAGUGGGUGUGACUGCCUCCUGGGGUUGUAGAGCCUUCCUGGGCCCCAUCCCCUUUUGAUCCGAACCUUGGGCAGCUCUAGAGGAGGAAGCAGCCUUGAAGACCUGCCUUUUUCUAUGCCCCAGAGCAGUGGCCCCCAGGCGACACAGGGUACCUCUGGGGUUGGGUCACACCUGGGCCUUUGGCAAUCAUGGCUCCCCCAUUUGCCACAGCUACCUUGCUAACCCCUCCCUUCGUUUUUCUUGCCUAAUAGGAAGUACAGUCACUUUGUUUGUCCUUCUGUGGUCACUCCAUUUCCUCUGUCUUGGCAGAGGGGGAAGAGGGGAAGCUGGGCAGUAGCUCUGGGUGGGGGAGGGCAGCUGUGGUUGUUUUUAAUGGGAAAUACCUCUCAGAGAUGCUCCUAGGGGCUCCCUAGAGCCCCAUCCCAGUGCUGGGCUGGUUUCCAUGGAGAUAGGGCACUGAGACUCCCUGUGAGGUUGGAACUGUACCUGGGGGGAGGGUCUCCAGCCAGCAUCCAGCCCCUCCCUCCCCCCAGGUUGGCGGCAGCACCGCUGAGAAAGCUGUAUUUCCACCCACUUCUGGGUAUAUCCGUGUGUCUUGCAGAAUCUUGGAUCAUUAAAGAUAAACAUAUUUUUAA